Messenger RNA from Haliotis rufescens (red abalone), 1488 nucleotides. Its product is annotated as nicotinamidase-like. Gene Ontology annotation, molecular function: calcium ion binding. The transcript has 8 exons. Bases 89 to 1147 code for a protein of 352 amino acids. NCBI's taxonomy places the organism in Eukaryota, Metazoa, Mollusca, Gastropoda, Lepetellida, Haliotidae. The record is from RefSeq and is a predicted model, not a curated record.
AAACCGUCACGAUGUUCCGGAUGACAUGAACAUUAGAUGAGGUGUGUAUUUAUAGCGCUCUAGUCAGUAGGCGGCCAGUACUGUUCAGAUGGAUUACCUCCAGCUUUAUCUGAAAAAUGAAUACACGAGAGACAAAGAAGUUAUAUCUACGUUUUUCCAAAAAUACGAUCAAAAUGGGGAAGGAUUUCUUUCUUCCGAGCAGUUCCGUUGUUUUGUGGAGGAAAAUUUUGACUGCUCAGAUACAAAUGCGAAAUCCAGGAGCGACAGCAUUUUGAGAAUAUUUCAACUUAUUGACAUAAAAAAGGAUGGAAAGCUGGAUGAGCAGGAGUGGGAAAUGGCUUGGUACUACUGGCUCAAACAGAUUCUGUCCCCCGUGACAGCCCUCCUCAUCAUCGACGUCCAGAACGACUUCAUCAAUGGCAGUCUGGCCCUCUCCAACUGUCCGGCCGGUCAGGAUGGGUUUGGAGUGGUGCCCAUCAUCAACUCCAUCCAGGGACACAUCAGCUUCGACGUGGUUGCCUACUCCAAGGACUGGCACCCACCCAACCACAUAUCCUUCAUCGACAACAUCAACAGCAGACCAUUGCAUUCCUCUUCCAAGGUAUCGGCCAGCGAGGCAACAGUGACAGACACUGUGGUGUUCGCCGGGCCCCCUGUCACUGAGCAGGUGAUGUGGCCUCGGCACUGUGUUCAAGAUUCGCGAGGGGCUGACUUUCAUCCUGACCUCAUGGUGCUGGACAAGUCGUAUGUGGUGAACAAGGGCACCCACCCUGAUGUAGACAGCUACUCCGCUUUCUGGGACAACAACAAGCUGUCACAGACCAAGCUUGUCAACAUCCUCGCCAAACACAAGGUCACAGAUGUGUAUGUGUGUGGCCUUGCUUAUGAUGUGUGUGUAGGGUCAACAGCACUCCAUGCUUUGGAGCAUGGAUUCAGAACGGUUCUGAUUGAGGAUGGAUGUCGUGGUGUUUGUCUGCAAGGUAUCGACGACAUGAGACAGAAGCUGAUCAGUAAUGGAGCAUAUAUCGGCACAUCUGAUGAGGUGCAGGACCUAGUGUCAGCCAAGAAGCGCCCUCUACUGCUGGCUGUGAAAGCUGCUGAAAAUUAUGCCAUGGCGAGAAGAAUAGUCCAGUCAAAGGAAGUGUAGCGGGAGAUGAUAUGCUGAGUGCCAGUGUACAUGACUAGGCUGCCCCUCCUCCCCCAAAUGCUAUGUAUGUGGCGUGCUCUAUAUAUGAUGCGCUAUGUGAACAAGUCAGUCUUCAGUCUGUUGUGUCUCUGGGAAUUAUUUUGUAUUAAGUUUUCUUAAUGCUUGGUUUAUUGUCUUGAAAUACACUAGUCAUGUUGUUCAUUGAUUUAAUGAUAACAAACAUGUCCAUUUAUUUUGGAAUGGAAAGAAUCUAUUCAAAGAAACUUCAAGAUGUUUUUUUGUUUUAACCAACCAACAAUUAAAUUAAAUAUUUUUUGCAAUUUUCGACAAUAGACAGUAGU